This is a messenger RNA of Schistosoma rodhaini, 1373 nucleotides long. The record is from the annotation of a GenBank genome assembly. NCBI's taxonomy places the organism in Eukaryota, Metazoa, Platyhelminthes, Trematoda, Strigeidida, Schistosomatidae.
AAGCAAUUUCAGAUAACAUCAUACCUAUUUAGAAGUGAAUUCUUUUGUUUGGAAAUUAUAAUGAACGAGAAGAACGUCCGUGAUUGGGAUCGAAUAAAGCAUUUAGUCAAUUCCAUUUCCUCAUGAAGCGUACUAGGCAUUUAGUUGUACGAGUAGUUCAACUUGCAGUCAUAAUAUUCAUAAGUUAUGAACUGACACGAUUACUAUUUCAAUACAAAUGGGAUGAAAAAUUCGGCAUAUCACGAAAUGAUGGUGAUUUCUUCUACAAUAUAUUACCACAUGAAAGUUAUUCAAGUUUGACGAGUAAUUUAAAUCAAACCUAUUAUGUUUCGUCACAAAUGGAGAAGUAUGAAAACAAAAUUACACUCGGAUUUACCGAGAAAGAUCUUGAAGAAUUAUAUAAAGUGAAAUCUGCUCCAGCUGCCAGAAAAAUAAUUCUUAACUAUGGAGACAAUUACAUCGAUAUUAUUCGAAACUUCUCAUUUUGUUUCGCUUGUGAUUGUGAACUGAUUUUCGAUAGAUCAAGAUGGCUUGAAGCCGAUGUUAUAAUCUUGACAGAUCACUUGUAUCCUAAAGGUCCAAGACCACCAAAUCAGUUAUGGUUCAUUUUUGUACAUGAACCUCCUCUAAAAGUCAGAAUCGCGGAUGGAUUGGAAAACAAGGUCAACUACACAAUCACUUAUCGAAUGGAUUCAACAAUUUAUCUACCGUAUCACAAUUAUGUUCCAUCUGUUGCUAGUCAUGGUCCAGAUACAAAAUACAAACUUCCUUCUCGUAACUAUGCCACUGGUAAAUCUAAAAUGGUAGCAUGGUUUGUAAGCAACUGUCAACCUAAAAGUCCAAGAAUGAUUUAUGUCAGAGAAUUGUCUCGUUAUAUUCAAGUUGAUAUUUAUGGUACUUGCGGUACUCUGACAUGCCCUAGAAAAGUCGAAGAUCAAUGUUUUUCGCUACUUGGAAAACAUUAUAAAUUCUACUUGAGUUUUGAAAAUAGUUUAUGCACUGAUUAUAUUACGGAAAAGCUUUUCAGAAAUGCAUUCAGUCAAAAUGUAAUUCCAGUUGUGAUGGGUGCAUCAAUUGAAGAAUGUAAGCGUGUUGCUCCUUCUCAUUCGUUUAUCCAUGUGGACCAGUUUGAAUCCCCAGCAAAACUUGCCGAUUAUUUGAAGUAUUUGGACAGAAAUGAAACUGCCUAUAAUGAAUAUUUCGCAUGGCAUGAACAUGGGACUAUAGAUGCUUGGUCACCUAUGCCUCAAUGUGUUAUAUGCUUAUUAGCCCAUACUGCUCAUAAACUGAAACCGUAUACAUUCCCAAACGUUUCUAAAUGGUGGAACGAUGGUUGUGUUGGUCGGAAAAUACGCUGGAAUUUUACCCAUUAG